GUGGUGACGUCAUACAAACUGCGCCGCGACGUUUUCGUUUUGCUGCUCUGUGACAGAUGAAAGGUGACACCGAAAAGUUUCCAGAUGUGCCUGACACAACUCUUGUAGAGAUGGAGUUUAUUAAAGUGGAGAUUGUGGACAUGAGUGAUCCAGAACGGUGCAAAGUGAAAGAUGAAGAUCAUGAGGAACAGAGAGACCAGAUGGAGGUGAAAGAGGAAAGAGAAGAACCGAGUGACAUCAAGGAGAACCACUUUAUUGAAGACUUUAAAGUUGGAGAAGAGUCUUUAACUGAAACAACAGAAGCCAAAAAUUCUUUCUCCUGCCCUCAGUGUGAAAAGACCUUCACACAUAAAGGAAACCUUAGGGAUCACAUAAAAAUUCACAUCGGAGAGAAGCCUUAUGUGUGCAGUCUGUGUGGAAAAAGUUUCAUUCACAAAGGAAGCCUUAAUGGUCACAUGAGAAUUCACACUGGAGAGAAACCGUUCACAUGCCACUUGUGUGGAAAGAGUUUCACAUGUAAAGGAAGCCUUACUUGUCAUGUGCGGAUUCACACCGGAGAGAAGCCUUUCACUUGCCCUCAGUGUGAAAAGAGCUUCUCACAUAAAGGAAGCCUUAAGUGUCACAUGAGAAUUCACAUCGAAGAAGGGCCUUUUGCUUGCAAUCAGUGCGGGAAGAAUUUCACACAGCAAGAAUACCUUAACAAUCACAUAAUGAUUCACACUGCAGGGAAACCGUUCACAUGCCAUCUAUGUGGAAAGGGUUUAACUUGUAAAGGAAGUCUCAAGUGUCACAUGCGAAUUCACACCGGAGAAAAGCCGUUCGCGUGCCUUCAGUGUGGAAAGAGCUUCACAAAUAAAGGAAACCUUAAGAUUCAUGCAAGGAUUCACACCGAAGAGAGCCCACUGACUUGCCUUCAAUGUGGAAAGUGUUUCACGCAUAAAGAAAACUUAAGGUGUCACAUGAGAGUCCACACCGGUGAGAAGCCCUUCACGUGUCAUCAGUGCGGAAAGAGCUUUGCUCGUAAAGUUAUCCUUCAGAAUCACAUAAAAACUCACUCCGGAGUGAAGCCUUACACAUGCAACCAGUGCGGAAAGAGCUUCACAGAUAAAGGGUACAUAAAGCGCCACAUGCGAAGUCACACUGGAGAGAAGCCCUUCACAUGUCCUCAGUGUGGAAAGACUUUCACGCAUAAAGGAAACCUUAAAAUUCACAUCAGAAUUCACACCGGAGAGAAACCCUCCAAGUGUCCUCAAUGCGGAAAGAGCUUCACACAUAAAGGACAGCUUAAGGAUCACAUGAGAAUCCACACUGGAGAAAAGCCAUACACGUGUCCUCAGUGCGGAAAGAGCUUCAAAUGUAAAGGACACCUCAAGACUCACAUAAGAACUCACACCGGAGAGAAACCUUACACGUGCCGCGAGUGUGGCAAGAGCUUCACCGUUCAGAGAAGCCUGACCAUGCACAUGAAAUAUCAUUCUGGAGAUAAAUUGUAUGAGUGCUCUGAGUGCGGCAAGAGGUUUGCAGAGAGCAAUACCUUUAAAACACAUUUGCUCAUUCACUCUGAAGAACGGCCAUUUAGUUGCGAUCAGUGCGGGAAAAAGUUUAUUCUGGCGGCGCGAUUAAAAGCACACCUGAAGCUUCAUACGCAUGAGAGACCCUACUUAUGCUCUCUGUGUGGAGAGAGUUUCAAACUGCUCGGCAGCUUAAAAUCACACCAGAAAAUACAUGCUAGUGAGAAAUCACAUGUGUGUCCUGAGUGCGGUAAGGCUUUUACCAGAGCAACAUACUUGAAACGGCACCAGCGGACACAUGCUGGAGAAAACCCUGGCAUGGGUUCAUUCGUUCAAGAACCCUAAAGCUACAAGAAUGCAUAAAGGAGAGUAGCCAAGCCAAUGAUUGGUGGACUGGCAUUCAACCCGACUGUGUGACAAACAGUUUGGAAAAUGGAUUUUAAGCACAUCUAUUUAUCUACUUCACAUUUUUCAAGAGUAGAGCAUUGUGAAGUUUGUCUUCGGUAAUGAGUAAAUGGUGUGAGAUUCAGAUGUAGACAAAAGUAGAAUUUCACCCAAAAUGGUGCUUUUUUAAGAGGGGUUAAAUAACCUAAUGCUGAUAUUUAUGCUCUUCAAACAAAUGUGAUGCAAGUUAAAAUGCUACCGUAUUUUUUGGACUAUAAGUCGCACCUCAGUAUAAGUAGUAUCAGUCCAAAAAGAUGUCAUGACGACGAAAAAAAAAACAUAUAUAAGUGGCACUAGACUAUAAGUCACAUUUAUUUAGAAUCAAGAGAAAACAUUACCGUCUCCAGCCGCGAGAGGGCGCUCUCAGUGUAGACUACAGGAGCACACAGCAGUAUAGAGCACCCUCUGGCGGCUGCAGACGGUAAUGUUUUCUCUUGGUUCAUUUCUCUCGGUUCAUGUCAAAUUAAUUUUGAUAAAUAAGUCGCACCUGACUAUAAGUCGCAGGACCAGCCAAACUAUGAAAAAAAGUGUGACUUAUAGUCCGGAAAAUACGGUAGUUAAACAUGCCAUUUAUACCACUAAGACACUAAGAAAUUGUCAUUUUGACAUACAAUAAAUAUUUAAAGGUGCCAUAUAAUGCAUUAAUACAAUAUUAUAAAUUGUUCUCUUAUGUCUGCAUAGAAGAUAUGUGGCUAAGGUAAGAGCAACAAAUCUCCAGAAACAGUUUUACAUGUCCAUUGACAACAUUAGGAUUUGUCCCUAGAAUGAAAUGGUCAGUUUUUACCAUAGACUGUUUAAAAACAUGGACGUAGUGUCCUUGACAUCACCCAUAAUUUUCCGAAGAGCGUUUUUGAAGCCAAAAGUGAGAGCAAAACCAAAAUCCUGACAGCGCAUCACUGCAUGAAAAUCCCGGAUAAUCAAAAAUGGGUAGAAGACGGGAGCUGGUUUUUGAAACCUCGGCCCCCCUAGCGUGACAUCGGUGACAGUAGCGGCAAUCCACCUGUCACUCAAGUGGCCACGCCCUUAAUUAUGCAGAACUUUAAGGCUAAAUAUGAUUUAAACGGAUGAGUUAUAAAUAAAUUCACCCCCUCACAGUUGUCAUGAAGGGCAAAGUUAGCUAUAUAGACCAAAAGUCUGUUAUGUUCUGAUUCGCCUAUUUUUCAUUGGCCUUUUGCUGCACAAAAUUUACAUAAGGAGGAGGAAACUAUGAGGUUUGAGGCUCAUGGUAUGUCAUUUCCAUGUACAGAACAGUUAUUAUUCAGCUAUGUCAAGGUAAAUACAGUUUUCCAUUCUGUGGCACCUUUAAAAUUCCAUAUUGUUGCUGCUUUUGUCAAAUAUAAAAGAACACUGAACAACUAUUGUUGAUGCCCAUAAUUAUAGGAAUAAUUGAUCUAAUAAUGAAAAUAAAAAUUGCUGUUAAUUUAGGUACUCCCAGCCCUUACAAGAUGAAGGCUAUUUUUAUAAGGUUAUAUAUCUUCUGUAGAACAUGAAGAAGAUUUUAAGCUAAAACCAUGGUUUUUGGUGAUUAAUAAAAUAUAAGUAAAUGACUAUCGUCACUUUGAGAUUGAAAAAAACAAAACAUAUCAAGAAGCACAAAAUGAAUAGCCGUGGUUCUUGAUGAUAUAUAUUGAGGUCUUAUGAAGCAAAACAAUGAAUCUGUGCAAGAAAAUGAACAUUGUUUUCAAAAUUAUUACCUGUAAUCCAGAGCCUCAAGGAAACUUGAAACUUUGAUGCUUUUCCAUGCUUCGCUCACAAAUUGAACAAGCAAGCUACUCAUUAAAGAUGCACAUACCUGAGUUUUCUCUUUUAUAAGUGGAAAAGAAAGCUGGUUUUCUGUGCAAUCACAUUUCAAUAGCUGUAGUAGGUUAUAUUCCCUCCUUUGUAAAUAUUUUUGUAUUGCAUGUCUUAGCCCUUUAGUAAAAUAAUUGUUUGGUGUAUGUUCUAUAUGAUUGCUGAAUGAAAAUAAAGUUAAUCUUGACUUA
Molecule: messenger RNA, 3937 nt
Organism: Carassius gibelio (silver crucian carp)
Lineage: Eukaryota; Metazoa; Chordata; Actinopteri; Cypriniformes; Cyprinidae
Product: gastrula zinc finger protein XlCGF57.1
Exons: 3
Coding region: 57-1856 (599 amino acids)
Source: RefSeq, a predicted model, not a curated record